UGCAGGACCAACAUGGAGGAGUUUGAACAUUUUCCACGUUCAUGUGCAGCGAGCUGAAGGCAAGUGAGGCGAGUUUGACGUUUGCCCGGCUCACGGACACUUCCUGUCGUGACACCUCGCUCCUCGUUGCCAUGGAGACGUAACAGCUGCACACAGGCUAACCAGCGCACAGCGGCGUCACAGAAGAGGCCGCUAUCACUUCAGCAUCACAGUCAGCUCCAGCGGUUUCUCCUGUCCAUCAUAUAUUUAAAGUGGCUGUUCAAUGCCGAAUUCAUCAGAAGUGCAAGGAGGGAACCUGUCUGGGCCAGAAGAGCCAUCAGGGCAGCAGAGGACAACUGAUGGGGAGGAGGGCCGCGGCCUGAUCAGCUCCCUGGCCCGGGACGCCGCCAGAGCCAGGAGGGCUUCCAGCGUGGAGCUCCAGCUGCCGUGGACCUGCCCGGUCACUCACUCCAGAGAGAAGUUCUACACAGUGUGCUCAGACUAUGCUUUCCUCAACCAGGCUGCUUCGGUGUAUUGUCCCCCGAGCACAGCCAGGGACGAUGCACAGAACAAGCAGGAUGAAGGGUCCACGCUGAUGAAGACCAAACCCUCAGUUGACUUUAGCUCUUGUGGGGCCCAUGUGGGAUCAGACGGGGACUAUGAAAUGGAGCAAGGGUCCUCUGGCAACACCAAACCCAUUCUGGCCUGGGAGAUCGACACAGCAGACUUCGAUGCCGUGCUUAUGAGAAAUAUAAGAACAAGCAAUGUGAAGAAAUGCAGCACCAAGAAGAUGAAGUCAUCGGACAGACCCAGCCGCAAUCUGCAGGACAUUCCUCCUCAUGCCUCCACGGAGGAGAUCAAACAGAGAAAAGUGCUAGACCUCAGAAGAUGGUAUUGCAUCAGUCGGCCCCAGUACAAGACUUCAUGUGGAAUCUCCUCUUUGGUGUCCGUUUGGAACUUUUUAUACAGCACUUUGGGUGCAGGAAGUCUCCCACCCAUCUCUCAGGAGGAGGCUCUGCAUAUUCUUGGCUUUCAGCCGCCUUUUGAUGAAAUAAAGUUUGGUCCUUUCACCGGAAACGCUACUCUUAUGCGGUGGUUCAGACAAAUCAACGAAAACUUCAGAAUGAGAGGCUGCUCCUACAUCCUGUACAAACCCCAUGGAAAACACAAGACUGCAGGAGAAACAGCGGAAGGAGCGUUGAUGAAGCUGACCCAAGGGCUGAAGGACGAGUCCAUGGCCUACAUUUACCACUGUCAGAACCACUACUUCUGCCCUGUGGGCUUUGAAGCUACACCACUCAAAGCAGCAAAAGCUUACAGGGGCCCUCUACCCACAAAUGAAAUGGAGCACUGGAUUCUCAUCGGAGAGCCCAGCAGGAAACACCCAGCUAUUCAUUGUAAAAAGUGGCUGGACAUUGUGACUGACCUCAACACACAGAACCCAGAAUACCUGGACAUUCGUCACACAGAGAGGGGGAUCCAGCAGCGCAAAACCAAAAAGGUGGGCGGCAACCUGCACUGCAUCAUGGCGUUCCAGAGGGUGAACUGGCAGAAGCUCGGCCCCUGGGCAAUGAAUCUGGAGAACCUGCGCCACGACUUUCGCCACUCCAGCCCGGAGCGGGCCCACGGACACGUCUCAGAGGACACGGAGGAGAGUACGUCGAGUAAACGCCUGGCCCACCUGGGACGCUCGCACAGUAUGGGAAGUCAGAAAGACACCAGCUGGAAACGCCUGUCCAACACCACAGAGUACAGACGGAAGAGCUCCCCUAACAGCGAACUCCAAGAAGACAUCACAGACUGAAAAGGUUCAGCGGGACAUACAGGGGAGGACGAAAUAACCGACAUUAUAACACAAUUCAGUAUCCUUAAGAUACAGUUACAGAUAAAGUCUGGGUUUGUUCUGUAUUUAUUCGUCGAUAAAUGUAAAACAAAAAACAAUCAGUCCAUAUGUCUGUACGUUCUGCCUUCCGUUUGUGGCACUGAACUCAAAACCCAUAAGUUCAUACUGAAGAUGUUAACCUUUAAAAAAUGCACCACUUAUAUAUGGUUUCAAAACUUAAUGUCCUACCACAACUGGGCCUUGUAGUUUCUAAUCAAACUAUAUUUAAACAGAAGUAGAAUAAGAACAGAAAAACUUAAAGCAGUGGAUUAAUACAGUUAAUGCUCUUGC
Limanda limanda (common dab) is the source of this 2152-nucleotide messenger RNA. RefSeq names its product basic immunoglobulin-like variable motif-containing protein. The record is from RefSeq and is a predicted model, not a curated record. The transcript is spliced from 10 exons. Gene Ontology annotation, cellular component: nucleus. Bases 263 to 1783 code for a protein of 506 amino acids. Gene Ontology annotation, biological process: nucleotide-excision repair. Gene Ontology annotation, molecular function: single-stranded DNA binding; DNA endonuclease activity. Lineage: Eukaryota; Metazoa; Chordata; Actinopteri; Pleuronectiformes; Pleuronectidae.